UUCGACAGAAAAUGGUGUGUCGCGGGACGUCGGUCGAAUAAUCGUUGCUCUUUUGUAUUGCAUCAAAAUCAAGUUGCGAUAUUUCAGUCCAGUUCCCGUGUUGCCUAAACUUGAAAGUUUCCCAUAUUACCGUUCGGGUCGGUUUAUAUUAGUGCGCGCGUGACUCAUAUCCGAAAGGACGGGUUCGGGUGUUUUUUUGGGGGAAAAUUUUCGUCCAAUUCCAAUGGAUGAUGGUGACAGGCCUGCGAUCCAAGGAAGAAGAGUGAUUUGUGUUGGGGAUUAUUGUGUUAUUUGAUUAUAAUAUUUAUUGUGUUUGUGUACGUCGUUCAGACCUUCCAGUGGAUUGAUUGCACAGAUCAUCUAAACUGCCAUCACACGAAGUGGAAGGAGGAUCGUGAAGCAGGAAGUAGAGGCCAGUUCGUCACGAUAGCGCCAGACCAGAUCAGAGCAGGACAGGGCAAUUGUAUGUAGUUGGAUUUCUCUCUACCUUUGCCAUAUGAGUAGUAGAAAUAUGACGAUUCCGUCAAGACCAGCUCCACCGCCCCCACAAGCAACCUCGAACAAAACCACACGCUACAGUCCGGCCACCAACUGGGAUGACACACCAUUCAGUCCACCGCCAACGGGCUAUAGCGCGGCCAGCAGUAGACCUGCCCCUCCCUUAACCGGAAAUCAGCUCCAUAUGAAACCUAAGAAGGCACCUCCACCGAGACCUCCACCACCGAAAGUGGUCCCGGCUCUGAAGAAACCCGGUCAGCCACAGUCCAUCAACAUUCUGUCGAACCUCUUCGGUCAGAAACGAAACCAUGGUUCAAAAGGCGUGGUCAAGUCGCAACAGGGGCAGCUGCCAAUGAAGUUACCUCCACCUCCGAAACAACCACCGCCCUUGAGUCAACAUCCGACCGGACAGUACGGUUCCAUCGGAUUUACUGCAGGGAACAAUGCUCAACCCACCGCUAGCGGAUCAGAACUGAUAAGCUUUGACUCACCACCAAGCUCGCCCACGUUCACCCAGAAAUCCUGCAGCGAUUGUAUCAGUGUAGAUAGUUUUAGUUCGGACUCGAACUAUUCCUCCCCGAACAAUGGAAACAUGUCCCAGGCAGAGAGUGGCUUCGAAGAUGAUUUUGUCAGUCAGCACGAACAUCAGCGCUCAAUGGCCACCACUCCGGCAUCUUCUACGGCUGCCACACCUUCUACGUCAGCCCUUAAAGACCUUUGGGAUCUUUCCGACGCCUUCGGAAUGUCCCAAACAUCGGCGAGACCUUUAACGAACCCGUCCAGCAUGUACGCACCGGUUGGUUCUGCCACGAUACGAACCCCCGCGGUGAACAGUAAACUCUAUUCAUCCGAAUUCGUGGAUCCCCUGUGCAAUGGUAAAUCCGUCGCCCCAAAAGUACAAACCGUUGCGAUGCCCACCAUCAUCAAGGCAGGCAGUGCCGGCAAUAGUCAAAAAUCCACGCCUGUGCACAAUAGUCACAAAUCGAAACCGGCACCAUUGCCAUUAUGGGGGUCGGUAAAGCAGCCUGUCCCAUUGCCAUCUGCGGCUACAGUCGUUCCUGUUGGUCUACCAUCGACGACGGAUGGCUUCGAAGACGAUAAUGAGGAAUCACAGGAUUCACUCCCAUCACCGCCGAUGCCAAACAUUCCACCACCGCCACCUCCCUGUCUGGCGGCAGAUGUGUCUGACGAUCUUGAGUGCGCCAGCGAGCCAUACGGAUUCGCAAUGUACGAUUUCAGCGGAGAAACCGAGGAGGAUCUCUGCUUUAGGACCAACGAUAAAAUUUAUUUAUUGAAACGACUGAACGAAGAGUGGAUGUUAGGCCGGGAUCGCCGUGGAUGUGAAGGAAUGUUUCCCACCAACUAUAUUGAGGUAAAAGUGCCGCUGCAAGAAGACCGGAUACCAUCUGCAGCCACCCACAGUAUCAGCAGCAGCAGUACUAAAACUGCUCCUAAAUAUGGUGAUAUUAGUUAUAGUGGAACCAAUAGCUUUAAUAAGCACCAUCCGAAAGUGCGUGUACUGUAUACCUUCAACGCGGAAACCUUAGACGAUUUAACGAUAUUGGAAAAUGAGUACGUGACAGUCCUGGGUCAGAUCACGUCCGAAUGGUUAUAUGGAGAAACGAAUGGGCAAAAGGGGCAAUUCCCAGCCAACUUUAUCGAGUACGUUCCACCCAACCUACCUCCAAUUCCGGCCAGUGAUAGUAACGGUGGGACCUAGAUAUGAUACUGUACGAUCCGUGUAGUUCAUAUAAGCCAUUUUGUUUUGUUUGGUACCUCUUUUGAUGAUUAGAUAUUAGUAGAGAGGUCGUUUUAUUUGGUUCCACCACCAGCGCGCUUCGGUGUAAUUUUCGUUAAAUUCCUACAGAUUUUCACACAAAAGCACCGAAAGAGGGGUUCAUACAAGAAGCCAUUAACUGAUAAUAGUUUCAAAUGCCUUUAGUAAAAUAAGCAUUUCCUUUCAUCUCUUCACGAUUAGUUGUACAAAUAAGCUUUCGAGUUCGAAGAAGCGAUAUUGUGAAGAAUUAUCCGACGUAAAAGAUUGAACUUUAAUUUGCAUGAUUGUUGAUUUUAUUGGGAUGAUGAUAAGUAGUUUGAUUACGAGAAUUUGGGAUGCAAACAUAUGUUUCGUACCUUACUUUCGAUGAAGUCUUUUAAAGGCCUCCAAAAUAUGUGAUUUGAACGUGAUGGUAUUAAUGUUAGUUGUGCAUGCAGAAGAGUAUAAUUUUUUCUAUAAUUUAUGCUAAGGGAGUUGGAGCGAUUGAAAGGAUGUUAUACUGUGAAAAUACUGGAAAUAAUAUAACCUUUACACUAACUUGAUCAGAAUCUACACUUUUGUAAUUAAUUAGAUAAGUAUCUCUUCCGAUGGAAAACUACCACCGAAGAUAAUCCUUGGAAGGCUUAGUCCUAAAUAUUUUUCUAAACACGCUUUAUCGUAGACAUACUCUUUAAGCUUAUCCAUAAUUUAUUCAAAAAUAUCAGCAUGAAAUCCACUUCAAGCUAGCUAUUGUUGAUAGCUUCUUUUGUAAAGAUUUUUACUACAUAAAUACAAGGUGCCCAUUCACUCAACAAUA
Armigeres subalbatus is the source of this 3071-nucleotide messenger RNA. RefSeq lists its product as uncharacterized. The transcript has 4 exons. The coding region runs from base 497 to 2218 and encodes 573 amino acids. Gene Ontology annotation, molecular function: protein binding. Lineage: Eukaryota; Metazoa; Arthropoda; Insecta; Diptera; Culicidae. The record is from RefSeq and is a predicted model, not a curated record.